Molecule: messenger RNA, 8268 nt
Organism: Peromyscus leucopus (white-footed mouse)
Lineage: Eukaryota; Metazoa; Chordata; Mammalia; Rodentia; Cricetidae
Gene: Mindy2
Product: MINDY lysine 48 deubiquitinase 2
Exons: 9
Coding region: 151-1959 (602 amino acids)
Biological process (GO): protein K48-linked deubiquitination
Cellular component (GO): cell periphery; cytosol
Molecular function (GO): cysteine-type carboxypeptidase activity; K48-linked deubiquitinase activity; cysteine-type deubiquitinase activity
Source: RefSeq, a predicted model, not a curated record
GCGCGCUCCCGCCACCCUCUCCGGUGACGUGCCUGGCCGAGGCCGCGCAAGGGCGCUGGAGCUGCCACUGAGCGGCUGUCAUGGCGUCGGAGGCGCUGGCUGAGGAGAGCCGGCCGCGGUGUCUAUAGGACCAGGGGCGGGCGGCCGGGGAUGGAGAGCGGCCCUGACAGCCCGCAGCCUCUGGAACUCGGGGUGGCGGCGGGCCGGGAGUCGCCGCCGGAAGGGCGACGGCACGGCGGGCGCGAGGCUGAGGAUGGUCUCGCAGGACGCGCGGAGGAGAGCGGCGGCGGGCAGGGGGCGGCGGCCGCGCGGAGCAGCCCCGGGGACCCGACGUCCCCCUCCCAGCUGGGCUGCGGCGCGGGCUCCGACUUGAAGGACAGCGCGUCGCCGAGCCCCGCCGCCUCGGAGGCGCCCCCGAGAGGGCAGCACAAGGUGACCGCCUCCCCGGAGCUGGCCGAGGCCGCGGCUGGCCGAGGGUCGGGGCCGGUGGCCGACGCGGGCACCUGCAGGGUGGAGCAGGCGGCCGAGGAGCCCAGCAGCGCCGGCGCCCUGAGCAGCAGCUGCAGCGAGCCGAGCCCCCCUGGGGACUCGCCCAGCCUGGACUCCCUGGAGUCUUUCUCCAACCUGCAUUCUUUCCCCAGUAGCUCUGAGUUCAAUAGUGAGGAGGGAGCCGAGACCAGGGUCCCCGAAGACGUGGAGGAGGGCGCGGCGGGGCCGCCCAGGGCUGCACCUCUGUGCAAAGAGGAGGAGGAGGAGGAGGACCCGGCUCAGGUGCUAGCGGCCUCCAAAGAACGCUUUCCCGGCCAGUCGGUGUAUCACAUCAAAUGGAUCCAGUGGAAAGAGGAGAACACGCCCAUCAUCACGCAGAAUGAGAAUGGACCCUGCCCUUUGCUGGCCAUCCUCAAUGUUUUGCUUCUGGCCUGGAAGGUGAAACUUCCACCAAUGAUGGAAAUCAUAACUGCGGAGCAGCUGAUGGAAUAUUUAGGGGAUUACAUGCUUGAGGCAAAGCCAAAAGAAAUUUCAGAAAUUCAACGUGUAAAUUAUGAACAGAAUAUGAGUGAUGCUAUGGCGAUCUUGCACAAACUACAGACAGGCCUGGAUGUGAAUGUCAGGUUCACCGGGGUGCGAGUGUUCGAGUACACACCAGAGUGCAUAGUCUUCGAUCUUCUAGAUAUUCCUUUGUAUCAUGGGUGGUUAGUGGACCCUCAGAUUGAUGACAUUGUAAAAGCUGUUGGCAACUGCAGCUAUAACCAACUGGUGGAGAAGAUCAUCUCCUGUAAGCAGUCAGACAACAGCCAGUUGGUUAGUGAAGGCUUUGUAGCUGAGCAGUUUCUAAACAAUACAGCCACUCAACUGACGUACCAUGGAUUAUGUGAACUGACUUCAACGGUUCAGGAAGGAGAACUCUGUGUGUUCUUUCGGAAUAAUCAUUUUAGCACCAUGACAAAACACAAGGGUCAACUGUAUUUGUUGGUAACAGACCAGGGAUUUCUUACCGAAGAAAAAGUUGUCUGGGAAAGCCUACACAAUGUAGAUGGUGAUGGAAAUUUCUGUGACUCAGAAUUCCAUCUGCGACCUCCUUCAGAUCCUGAGACUGUGUACAAAGGUCAACAAGACCAAAUAGAUCAGGACUACCUGAUGGCACUGUCACUGCAACAAGAACAGCAGAGCCAAGAUAUCAACUGGGAGCAAAUUCCAGAAGGAAUCAGUGACCUGGAGUUGGCCAAGAAACUCCAGGAGGAGGAGGACAGACGGGCCUCUCAGUACUACCAGGAGCAGGAGCAGGCGCAGGUGGCCGUGGCUGCUGCCACCACCUCCACACCGGUCCAGCAGGCCCAGCCAGCACAAGCCUCUCCAUCAAGUGUAAAACAGCCUGGAAAUAGUGAACGGAAACGCAAGGAACCCCGGGAAAAAGACAAAGAGAAAGAAAAGGAAAAAAACAGCUGUGUGAUUUUGUAGGAAGUGUUGGCAUCUGGAAACCACCUAUGCAGAUGACGGAAAGGAAGACCCAGUACCUACCGUCUGUGCCUGAUCUCCCAAGGGAUUUUGCUCUUGUUUUCCAGGGGAAGGUUGUUACUUUGUUACAAUCAACUUUUUAAGUUACACAAUACACUCUUUAUGAGCUGGAGUUUUAUGUUACAAGUCGGAACUGUUGUGUGUUGUCACUUGUAGCCAAAUAAGUAUAUCACUCCUACUUUGUUUUUAGUGACAUGGCAACUCUAAUCAGUUAGUAAGCUACUGUGUUCUGUCUGACAAUGGAUGGAGGUCACCUGAGUGAGUCCAGUCCUUCUAAAGAUGUAAUUAUCAGCACAACUAUUUCUGAAUUUAUGUUAAAUUAUGUUCUAAUCCAUAAAAAAUGAGGAGUUUAAUAUAGGGAGAGAAAAAAAGCAGGAAUAAAUGACCCUUCAUUGUACAUUGAACUGGUUCAGCCCUUGAACAGCUUUACCUUUCUUUAGUAAUGUACAUUUUAGCUAUUAUCUUGAGAACUGAUAAUGGAGCUUGGAUCCAAUUUAGAUAGAAAAGAAUAUUUUUUAUUUUCCAGUAGCAAAAAAACAAACAAAAAAAUUACAUGACACUAAUACGUAUAACCUAUCCAAAUCAGAUACUAACUUUGUAGUGUUGUGAGAUUCUGAGGAAUUUUAACACCUUUUGGUAACCUGAAUGUUUUUUUUUUGUUUGUGUUUAUUAAGGAUGUAGUUAGCGAGUGAGGAGGAGACCACACUCAUGUUCAGCCUUGUAAAUAUGAUGGCAGAGAAGAGCAGAGUUCACUGUCUACCUUUUUCUAGAAUUACCUUGAACCUUAAAUUUUAAAUCAUGUUUAUUGCUAGAAAAUUAAGCAUAGUUAUUUAAACCAAUAAAAAGCACAUUUCUGAAGGAGAGUUGUUAAUCUCUUGACUCUAGUGGAAAAGAUAUUAAUAAAAUUCUGAACAUAGCAGGAAUCUGAAGGAAUUUAUGUAAAAGCAAUCAGAUUUUUUAACUUAUGAGAACCAAAUAAACCUAAGACAUCUUAUAUCAUUUAUAGGAUUCUGGAAGAAUAUUUACUCAGCUUUGUGAUGAGGCAGCACACAUUGUAUUUCUAGAUCCAGUUUGGAAAACUCUCCUUAACAGUCCUUUUCUAUACUUUGUAUUUGAAGUUUGUUUCAGUCAUUUUUAAAGGUUUUUGCUGGUGCAGAUAGCUGUGUGAUUUGCCCUAAGCCUCAGUAAACUUGAUCAUUCAGGAGCAUCACAAACCGAACAUCCAGUUAGAGAAUAUUUCUUGUGAUCUGGAGGCAACGAAAGACUACCCAAAAAAAGUAGUCUAGAGUUUCUUAAGACUAUUGUCAUUAACAUUCUCCAUGAUCCCAAACCAGCUGUAGGAUGAAUCUGUAUGUAAAAAGUAAAGUUUUAUUUAUGAGAAGUAUUAUUCUAAGGGAAAAAAUUCAGGGCCAUGCUGUAUCCUUUAUAUUCUUCUCUAUUACACGUCUAUUUAUGUUCUGUGUUAUUUCUUCAGAUUUCCUAUGCUAGCAUGGGAACUAAUCAGAGAACCUGCCGGGGUAUAGAAUCUGUGUAUAAAAUACUUGGUCAGUCUCUCGUUUCCAGCCCAGGGUGAGUACAAAUUGACAGCGGUCAGACCCCUUCGGGUGGGCUGACCUCAGCACAGACACCCAUGACAGACAGCACUCUGAUGAUUAAAGGAGAAAGCUCAAACCUCAGGGUUUGCUUUUGCCAGAACAGUCUAUUAUUUUAAUUUAAAAAACAAUAAACCUUGAGUGAUUUUAAAAAGUAUACUUGAGGCAUAUUUUUCCAUAAUUAUAUACAAUAUCUAUUUAUUGCCCUUGAAGAAUCUAUAUAUAGAAAUUAUUGUUAUUUUUACUAUCUUAAUUUGUUCCAAAGAUAAUACUGCCAUACUGCAUUCCCUCUAGAAGAAAAAAAGAAAACACAACUCACUCAAAACCAGCAUCUCUGCUAUCAGAUAAGUAGACGUCAACGUGCACUUAUGACAAGCAAUGCAUUGUGUUUGUUAAUCCAGUCUUUUCUUAUGUCAGAUUUCCAAGUCGGGUUUGGCUACAUUCCUGGAAUGGUCUGAUAUGACAAGAGUCAUAAUAAGAUACUUGUUUUGAUUACUGUGGGGGAAAUUAAAUGUUUGACUCUAUUAAAACAAAUUUCUGAGCUGCUUUUCUGUCCUCAAAGGUUGUCAAGGAUCUAAACUGCUGUGUGCUUAUUUCCUAUGUUCUGCUCAAGGUAGCAAGUGAUAUUCAGGCAUAUUGUUCCUUAUUUGGGUACAUAGGACAUUGAAAUGGUAUUUUGAGGGAUUUUUUUCCCCCUCACAAUACUUUGUAAUACUUGAAAUUGUUAUACAUAUCUUGCUAAUGGAUGUUAAAAUUUAAACAUUUUGGAGCUUAGUGUUUCUAGGCUCAAUUUCAGGCACAUUUGACUCAUGUGCCUCCUCAGCAUGAGAACUUCAGAGGCAGGUGGAGGAGCAAAUAUGGUCCCCGGCUUUUUUCUUGCUUUCAAAGCACAGUCUCAAGGUUAUUGGCCAGUCUUUAUUAAGGUGCACUUCUCAUGAGUAACCCAGUUGUAUUAACAGUGCUAUGACUUGUACUAGUUUAUCAAUACCUAGAAGCAUGUGUGUGUUUCUGAAGCAGGUUUCCAUGACUUCUGUUUGAGUCUCAAAGCAAAACUUCCUAUCAAAUUUAAAAGUUGUCAUUUUAAAAAUAUGCGUGCGCGCGCACACACACACACACACACACACACACAAUUUGCCUGGAAUGCUCAAGGCCCUGGGUUCAAUCCCUAGAGCAUGCAUGUGUAUACACACUGAGUAUAGUAUAAAGCAGUUAAUCAUGGCAUCGGCUUUAUGCCCAGCCAGUAUUCAUGGGUAGGAUAACUUCUUCCAUGUUUUAAGGUCAGGAUAGGAUUUGAGCAAGACAGAGGCUUAAGUUUGGGAUUAAGUUUAUAUCUGUUUUUUUUUUUUUAAGAGCUGAGGACCGAACCCAGGGCCUUGCACUUACUAGGCAAGCGUUCUACCACUAAGCUAAAUCUCUAACCCCUAUCUUGUUUUUAUUGCCUCACUUUUUUUCAGUUUGACAAUUUAUCCCCUAUUAUAUUUUGAAUUCUUCCUCAUGCUCCUUGAUCUUGGCUUACCUAAGCAAAAUAAUAUCAGAUAUAAGUUAACUAAACUCAUGUUAGCCAUUCUAUACUCACACGAUAGCUUCAUAGCAUCUUGUUUUCUGUGAAUCAUAAACUCAGUGCAGAGCCUGAGGACCAGAAGGCAGAUGGGACAGAAAGGUAUGCCUCAUGAUCACUGUGUUAGCAUGUGGACAAAUGUCAUCUGUAAAAUCCUAGCAAAUCAGGGCAGAAUUUCUAGAACUGUCUCAGUCUUGCUUAAACUUUUAGACGUGGUCUUGCUGUGCAGCCUGCUGACCUGGAAUCAACUGUUGUAGCCCUGGCUACCUUCAAACCUAGAAUCCUCCUGCCUCAGCUUUUCACUGCCAUGAUUAUAGGCAUAUAUCACCAUACCCAGCUCAUUUAAACUUUAUUUUGAAAAGCAAACAUUGCAUUUUACUUAGCUUUCUUAUUCAUUGUACCAUUUUUUUAUGAUAGAAACCUUACAGGUUUACACCUAUCACUGUCUUAGGCAUAUAAUUUAAAUUGAAAAAUUAAUGUUUGACAAAAUAAGGCAAAGACAUUAAAGAUAGUUACUUAUAUUUUACAGAAUUAGACAUGUGAAAUUCUGGAUCAUUCGAUGUUUGAAAACUUUGUCUGGGCAUAGUAAUACACACCUGUCACCCACCUUUGGGGAGGCUGAAGCAGGAGGAUCCUGAGUUCAAGGCCAACCUGGACAAGUAGUAAGACCCUGUCUCCAAAAACAAACCUGCCUUUGUCUUGUUUGGCAAUCACUGUGCACCUCAGUUUACUCUGUGUGGGGUCCUCCUCUUCCACCGCUCCCCAGUGCUCGCUUCUCUGAGCACCGAGAAUUACUGAGAUCAUCACAGACACUGCAAGUCCUCUAUUCUUGAAUGUGCAGACUUUUUGUAAUGACUUAAAUCAGUUGUUUUUUUUUUAAUGCUGUUAGAAUUUGUAGAAUUAUUUCAAAUGUGGCAUCAUGGCUUUCAAAAAUAUAUUUUGCUGUUGCUUUUGUAUUCGGAAGACUAGUCUAAAGACCAGGAGGAUUUGGUGUAGAAAAUGCACUUUACAUGUAAGACCUGUUCUCCCAGUAUCUUUUACAGAUCUAAGUGUUUCGAGCCCCUUGGUGUUCCCCUCCAGAGUAAAGCAGCAUCGGGAACUGACUGCUCUCUCCCCUGCUGUCAAUGUAGACUACUUACUUGUGGUUUAGAGUGAAAAUGAACUCUGAUGGUGUGCAAGGCAGCUGCUUUAGACAGUGAGUGAGAAAUGGUAAAAGAACGUUUGAAACUUCGAGUCCUUGGUUCUCUGAUAAUUUAGCAUCUUUUGUUACUGAUGCCCUACAUUUUUUAAACUGUUAAGAGAAAAAAUUAUGAAGAAUUGAGUUUACUUUUCUCAGUAACAGUUGAAAAUAACUUUUAAAAGUAAAAGCUCCCUGAAGGGAAUACAUUACAGAGAAGAUAAAACAGGAGGGUACCUUGCAGAAUGCUGGAAAGCUUACUUUGAAAAUUUAUCUAAAAUUUAAUUCAUGCAUGUCUUUACUUAAUCCUGGCAUUUCUGCUAUUAGGAAAUAGAGCUUAACAAAUUGAUAUAUGCAUAUAUUUUUUUACAUGUAGGAUUCUAGUUUCUAUCUUCUGAACUCAAGAAAACUAAACUCAACAAACAGGGUAUAAAUCUUCAACUCUUGCCUCAAACUCAAUGUUCCUUUGUCCUGACAAAGGUUAGUUAGACUUGUCUAAUAAGCUGGUAUCUUUUAGGGCAUGAUACAUUCCCAUUAACUAGUUGAAAUGCCAUGGCAGAGAUAGGAAACCCAAGCUUUGCCCCAGGGUAAAGUUAAAGAACAAAAACCCCCUCAUCUCAGAAAGCUCGAAUUGUAAAGACUUACUCAGCUCACAUAGGAAUUUGUCACUGGUCACCUUUUAAGUGUUCAGUCCUGCACUGUCACAUCUGGAGAGGCCAGGCGGCCCUGGAAUUAGAUGGAUGCCCAGUGCAGAGUACCGAAGGGUAGGCAGUCCUGGCUCCUGUGGCUGCAGCAGUCACUUACAGCUUUAUGUGGAAAGUCAGGGAGCCGGAGUGCCCGUUACAUCACAGACCCCUGGCGACACCUAACAGAUGUGCAGCUCCAACCCACAAAAUGAGUUAAGAUAAGAGAUUGGUGUUUCAUCCUUGAAAAUGCUGUCUGGUUUGUGGGAAUGUUUGUUGCUGUUCUUUCCCACCCAUUUUUUGUAUGACAUAACCACUGUGAAAGGAUGCAGCAUCUCUUCACUUCCCAGUUUUGUUUUUAGGGAAGCUUUGCUCUAGUAGCUUUUGUUAAGACUUGUUUUCCCUCAAUAAAAUGACAACUACUAUCACAGAUCACAUAGGACCAGAUAAUAGAAGCGUGAUGUGUGACUGCUAAAUGACAGAGGGCAUAAUUUCCCAGGAAAGUCAUUUCCUAAUGCCUGCACGUGACUCUUCCCAUGCAGAAGUUGGGCUGCAGAAGUAGGUUGAAACAUGGACUGGGAGAGCAACAAUUCAAUGGAAUGCUGACUGAAACUGUCAUUGUGAACAGUAGUAAGGAAAAGAAAUAGGUGUUGUCCCCCACGUCAGUGAGGCGAAUUUGUUGCUGACACAUGGAGCUGUGCGCUAGCUGAAAGGGGCUGUCAGAGCCGACUGUGAGGACUGGGUGCCUCUGCUCCCUUUCCUGUCUGUCCCAGCACCUCUCCUCCUUCUAACAAGUCAGUCUUCUGCUGCUGUAAAUGCAAGUGCAGAAUAAUAACACAGAAGCACUGGGCUAUGUUCCUGAAAAAAGACACCUAACAUGCACCUACCCAUCACACGGCCGAACUGAUUUCUGUGAAAGAGACUUAUUGUUUUAAAUGCUAAUUAUGUAUGCUAAGAACACCUCUAAAAAUUGUGUCUUAAAUUUCUAGUUUCACUUUUGGAAACUACUCCUGAAAAGACAUUGAAUACAGGUGGGAAAGUAUAAAAUGUUCUGACACAAUGAUUCAGUAUUAUUCAGUGUUUAAUAUCAAAUUCAUUGUUGUACCACAAGUGUAGUGUCGUUGGAUUAAAAUGUUGGAUGUUUUUGUUAAUAUACUUAAAACUGUAACCAGUGAAUAACAUCGUAGUAUUUUUUAUUAUAGAUUAUAUUUUAUUUCAAUAAACUUUGAUAUUUAGACCGAA